AUGCCUCGUCAUGCGCGGUACGUCACAGUAGGUUCGAAGAUAUAUGUAGUGGGUGGAUUUCACACUAGGCAGAAUGAUUACAGUAGUGUUUUAAGCAUCGACUGUAGAUAUGUUCACACGGUGCACCCCAUCUCCGACAUUCCUAAUCGCAUGGUGGAAACGGUCGCUGGCAUGGUCGAUGAAAAGAUUUACCAUUUCGUCAGCAAGAUUGCUGAUGUUGGACUUGCCAGGCUUGUCCCUGCAUCCGUUGCUGACGCCGCAACGCAAUAUAGAAUGACAACCGCUGGAACAUUCUGUUACAUUGAUCCAGAAUAUCAACAGACCGGUAUGUUAGGGACCAAGUCAGACAUAUACUCAUUUGGGAUCAUGCUUUUACAAAUACUUACAGCUAAACCACCAAUGGGUUUGACUCAUCACGUCGAGAAAGCAAUCGAAAAGGGAAAUUUCAAAGAUAUUUUAGACUCUUCCGUGCUUGACUGGCCAGUCGAAGAGGCCUUGGUUGCAGCCUAA
This is a messenger RNA of Microthlaspi erraticum, 510 nucleotides long. The record is from the annotation of a GenBank genome assembly. NCBI's taxonomy places the organism in Eukaryota, Viridiplantae, Streptophyta, Magnoliopsida, Brassicales, Brassicaceae.